Messenger RNA from Nymphalis io (European peacock), 2714 nucleotides. It is a transcript of the gene spz5, whose product is annotated as protein spaetzle 5. The transcript has 8 exons. Gene Ontology annotation, cellular component: extracellular region. NCBI's taxonomy places the organism in Eukaryota, Metazoa, Arthropoda, Insecta, Lepidoptera, Nymphalidae. The coding region runs from base 235 to 1485 and encodes 416 amino acids. Gene Ontology annotation, molecular function: growth factor activity; Toll binding. Gene Ontology annotation, biological process: central nervous system formation; innate immune response; regulation of Toll signaling pathway. The record is from RefSeq and is a predicted model, not a curated record.
CUGGUUGUACGUGUGCUUAGUGACUCGCUGUUAAAUUAACACGCAAAUGUAGCUAUGCACGAUCGUAAACUCGCUGUGGGUAAAUUUGACUUUGUAAGAUCUGUUUUGGACGUUUUCGAUAAUUGAUAUAUAUUAAUAUUUGCUUCUGUGUCAGUGCUGUGUUUUGUCUCAGGGUUGGUGUUUACGCGUAGGCUUACGAUAUCCUUAAAUAGAUCAACUUCAAGAGAUUGCGAUAUGGCGGUGAAGUUCAAAAGAUUCACUCUCCAUUUGAGAACAUAUUUAAUGAUAGUUUGGGCGGUAAGCGGUGGAGCUGGAUACAAUUGUCCGUAUGGUCAGAACUGUGGGUACGAGCCCGCCCCGCCAGGCCGUGCGCCUGCAUGCGCACAGCCUGGCCUGACGUACUGCAUACACCCAGAUCCGUACCCUGAUAAAGUAAUACGAAAAUUAGUCGAAGCUGGCCAGUACGACAUCCGAACUCUCCUGUCCGAUGAAAGCCGUGACGACUUCGAAUCCAAUAAAAAGACGACCUACCCGUACGGGUAUGGACCGAACUCUCUUCCACACGUGGACCAAAUCUCGCUCGUCGACGAUGACGUCUAUCACAAGGACUACAAUACGAAAUUUCACACGAAAUUUAAUCACGAUGUAUAUUCCGACAAAACACCAUUACAACCUCCUUUAUCGAACAACCCAACGCCAUACAACAUUAAAGCAUAUCAAGCUUCCAAUCAUUCCAAAUUCGGAUUCCAAGGGUACCACACGUCGCCACCAUCGUACUGGAACCCUACCAUCAACCAGUAUGAUUAUGACAAUAGACGUCUAAGACAGAACAGCGACAUGCCUAACUUGAAUGCGUACAAUCCUAACUAUUUUAACUCGCCAUUAUAUCAAAAUUAUGAGGCAGAUUGGCUCAGAGCUUCGAGUGGCGUGACGCAGUUUAAUCCAAAUGAAUGGUGGAAAUAUGUAGCACCGUCUCGUUCUGACUCUGACGUGACAAUACAAAGAUCUAUCACGUUUCCGACACGCACAACGACUCUCCGACGCACGAGAAGGAGACGUAAUGCUGAAUUGGUAGCGGCUGCAGAGAAGCGGACCCUCACAGGCACUGAGGCUUUAAGGAUAGCUCUAGGAUUGGCGAACGAAGACGUAUCAGCUGAGCGACCAAGGCGUCAAGCAGCAAAUACCGAGGAAUUGUGCCGCGUACGUACACAAUUUAUCAAUCCCCGCGCAGCCCUCAACAAUAAAGGCAAUUGGCGAUAUGUCGUCAAUAUGCCAGACAAUAUGACACAACUUGUACGAGCUGAAAUUUGCACGUCCACAGAAUGCAGUGGAUUAUGCACGAUACCCCUUGGAUACAGUUCCCGAUGCGAGCAAAAGUAUAUUCAGAAACGCUUGGUGGCACUGGAAUCGAGUGGACAGAAUUUAUAUACUGAUGUUUUUUGGAUACCAAGUUGUUGCCAAUGUACAAUAAUAAAUAACAAUUAACAUUAUUAUAAUUUUAAUAGAUAUUUUGUGAUGUAAAUUUAAGGAAAAAAAAAAUUCGUUUACUUUUAAUUCUGCUAUUUAAAAACAGAUGGCGCUGUAAGCAUUUUAUAUUUGUGCAUAUAUAUUGUGUGACUAAUAAUAAUAGUUUUUGUAAAACAUAUUUUAGAUAUAAUACAUUACGAAUAUUUAUGUUCAAGAUCAUUUACCGUUUUUCCUUUAACUUUUAUUUACUUUGACUUAUGCAUUAUCAUGACAUUAUUGUAAUAUUUUUCAAUUGCGUAAAAAGCAUUCUGUAAUGGGGUCGUGUGUUUCUAUUAGGUGAGAUUGAAUUAGAUUAUCGUAGCAUCUUAAAGGCAGAGUAUUAUGAUUAUGUAUAAAAAUGAUAGGUAUAUAGAAAUAUUUAAUCAAGUAUUAUGUGUUUUAUGCGACUUGUAAAUAGUAAGAAUGGCCGUUACACGAUGUUACCAUUAAAUGAUUUAUAAAUAUGUAUAAAAUAAACGAUUUAAAUUUAGGUUCGGUUCAUUGCACAAUAUUUUAUCAAGUUACGUAUAAUGAUAAUUUUAAAUAUAUAAAUAUGCUUACUGUAUUGAUCUCUGCGAUGGAUUCCGGGGCUCGCUCAUUUUUAAUUAAUAGGUACGUAAUAAAUUCAUAUAAGAAUGUUUCAUUUUGUACUUCUAACAAUUAUAACGUUUAUUUUGAAAUAGUUGGCUUUUAACAAUUGUAUGUGUAUUUUCUAUAUUUUUUUUAAUAAUUCGUAUUUAUAUUAUAAAAAAAUAUAUGUAUCAUACGUUAUGUUCGUUUUGCUAACAAAAUAAAAAGAAGCAUGUCCUCCAAGUCUGGGCAAAGGCCUCUCCCGUCGAGGCAAACGAAUAUGAAGCUAAUUCCACUGCGCUUAGCUCACUUGUGUCAGAUAUUUUUCCUAUAUUUAUGUAGGCUACUAUGUUUUUCUUAAUUUUCGAAUACAAGAUUAAAAUAAAUACAUUAUAUAGUAUAUGAAUUUCUGCAUGCAUGGAUUUGAUUCCGUAACAUCGGUCCACAUCUUCAAUCCAUCGCAUCUAAAGAAAAAAUAAAUCACAUUCAAAAACAAAACUAAGAUAAACUAAGCUGUUGAUUUGAUUCCGUUUUGCUAAAUACUCUGUUAAUAAAAUGAUGUCUUUGUCUUUAUUAUAAAACUUUUGAUAUUAUAGUGUAUAAAACAAUGUAUAAAAAUAUAUAUUAUGUAUUUAUAG